AUGCUGGCUUUGACCAGUCUUGCACAUAGAGAUCCACCUGCACAUGCAGCACAUGUCUGUGGACCCUAUCCAGCGGAUCUGCCAAAAGCCACCAAAAAGGUGUCGUGCUCAUGUGUUCGCUUGCUAGCCACGGCUGAGUCAUUGACCGCUGUGACCCAAACGAGCGGUCAACACGAGCUGCACACUGAAAUCCAAACCUGCCAAACAGGUUUGCUGUCUUUGACUUUUUUGGCCCAGAUGGCGUCUGCACAGGCGGAUUCUCAAUGGGGCUCCAGACUCAAGAGUCGUCGAUCCUUCUACAAUCUAGAACGAGAGGUGAUCUCGAAGGACAACUUUAAUGAAGAAGACAAGGAGAAGUUCUUCGCCAACUUGGACGACGAAGUGACGGAGAGAAAACUCCGGCAGGUCUGGAGCAAUUUGAAGCUUUCUGGUUCAUAG
Molecule: messenger RNA, 438 nt
Organism: Durusdinium trenchii
Lineage: Eukaryota; Dinophyceae; Suessiales; Symbiodiniaceae
Source: the annotation of a GenBank genome assembly